AUGACCAACUCGUCAGAAGCCUCACAGCCGGCCCCGGCUUCCACUCCGUCACUGCUACCGGAAGAGCCGGCGCUUCCGAAGGGCUACACCCUCCACUCCGGCUACCCGCCCGUCCCGGACUACCUACACCUGCGCGCCGCGGCCGGCUUGUCGCCCAAAACACCCGCCCAAGCCGCUCCCGUCGCGCGCAACAGCUGGUACGGCUGCUACGUCACCUACACGCCGCCAGACAGCCCAGACAGCGAAACCACCGCCUCCGCCUCCCCCGCCAGCAACAGCAGCAGCAGCUCCCCGACCAUCGUGGCGAUGGGCCGCAUCAUCGCCGACGGCGGCUGGUACUUCCACGUGACCGACAUGGCGGUGCUGCCGGCGCACCAGCGCCGGGGGCUCGGCGGCGCCGUGCUGAGGCACCUGCUGGCGCGCAUCAGGACGCACGCGCCGCGGGGCGAGGGCGGCGUCGGCGGCGCCUAUGUCACGCUGUUUGCGGACGCGCCGGGCCGCCGGCUGUACGCGCGCAACGGGUUCGUCGAGACCGCGCCCGGCCAGGUCGGGAUGAUGAUGCCUAUGGGGUGGGAGGGGCGGUGA
Molecule: messenger RNA, 585 nt
Organism: Thermothielavioides terrestris NRRL 8126
Lineage: Eukaryota; Fungi; Ascomycota; Sordariomycetes; Sordariales; Chaetomiaceae
Exons: 1
Coding region: 1-585 (194 amino acids)
Molecular function (GO): acyltransferase activity, transferring groups other than amino-acyl groups
Source: RefSeq, a predicted model, not a curated record